Messenger RNA from Saitoella complicata NRRL Y-17804, 2122 nucleotides. RefSeq names its product OPT superfamily oligopeptide transporter. Gene Ontology annotation, molecular function: oligopeptide transmembrane transporter activity. The record is from RefSeq and is a predicted model, not a curated record. Gene Ontology annotation, cellular component: fungal-type vacuole membrane. The coding region runs from base 24 to 1946 and encodes 640 amino acids. NCBI's taxonomy places the organism in Eukaryota, Fungi, Ascomycota, Saitoellomycetes, Saitoellales, Saitoellaceae. The transcript is spliced from 6 exons.
ACGACCAACGACCGAGCACAUCUAUGUCAGCGUCUGUCGUCCGGAACAGAAGCCCAAUGCCAAAGCCGGCGAGCACGGAGGAUCUACGCAGUGAACUAGACAACUCCGCUCAAUCUGGUCUCGACAAUGGAGCGGAAACACAGCAUUUAACCCUCCGGUCUAUCGUCGUCGGCAUCGCUAUCGGCACUUUAGUUACUUUCAGCAACUGUUACUUCGGCCUUCAAACAGGAUGGGUUUCCAUGAUGAGCCUGCCGUCCUCACUCAUUGCAUUCGCAACCUUCAAAGCUUUCAGUUCGCAUUUAUCGACGCCGUUCACGCCUACGGAGAAUGUGUUGUGUCAGACAAUUAGUGUGGCUGUUGGGACGAUGCCUCUUGCCGCUGGGCUCGUCGGUAUCAUCCCCGCCAUGGAAAAGCUUCUUACAGCAGAAGAAGGAGGACCCAUAACCUUCAAUGUAUGGCAGCUGAUGAUUUGGAGCGCCGGAGUUGCGUUCUUCGGCGUUUUCUUCGCCGUACCAUUACGGAAGCAGGUCAUCAUCAAGGAGAAGCUCCCUUUCCCGUCCGGAAAGGCCACCGCGACAAUGAUUUCUGUAUUACACGCACAACCUUCCCGGUCUCCCAACUCGCCGGGAUUCACUGAGAAGUCCUGGGGGACUAAGAUGAAGUGCCUUAUGUACUCAUUCGCUGCAUCCGGCAUUUACACGAUCUCAACCUAUUUCGCGCCGGCUCUGCGUUCCUUACCGGUAUUUGACUGGAUAACCUUAUACAAGUUUAAUCUAGCAGAAGACUGGUUGUGGGCUUUCCAGCCCUCCCUAGCAUAUGUGGGUCAAGGUAUGAUCAUGGGUCUACCUACAACUCUGUCAAUGCUCCUUGGUGCCAUCAUUGGGUGGGGUUUCCUAUCUCCACUUAGCAAAUCGCAAGGAUGGGCGCCAGGUCCUGUCGAUGACUGGGUUGAGGGAAGCAAAGGCUGGCUCCUUUGGGUCUCACUCGCUAUCAUGCUUUCGGACGCUAUGAUCAGCUUAUUGGUCGUUAUUGUUCGCGCUUUCGCGGCAUUCACUGGAAGGAAUAAUGAGCCCGAUCCAGAUGCUCCGCCGGAGGAGUUGGUGAGUACGAACACCAUUGUCAUAGGUUUGUUUGGCUCAAGCGUGCUGUGUAUUGUGGCAAUCAAGCUCGUGUUUGGAGAUAUAGUGCCGGUAUAUGCUAUUGUCGCCGCAAUCCUUUUGGCAUUGCUUUUGUCUGUGCUUGGGGUGAGAGCGUUGGGUGAAACGGAUCUUAAUCCAGUCAGCGGCAUCGGGAAAAUCAGCCAGUUGCUCUUCGCCUUCAUUGUGCCGAGGUCAAACGUCAAUGCUGUGAUUAUCAAUCUCGUUGCGGGAGGUGUUGCGGAAGCGGGUGCUCAGCAAGCCGGUGACUUGAUGCAGGAUUUGAAGACUGGGCAUCUCCUAGGUGCUUCCCCGAAAGCUCAGUUUCAGGGUCAGAUGAUUGGUUCUGCUUUCUCUGUGGUGCUUUCAGCCGUCAUUUACAAGCUGUACAUGCACGUAUAUGAGAUCCCUGGGCCUAUCUUCCGUGUUCCCACGGCAGAGGUAUGGAUUGAUUGCAGUCGAUUGGUCAUGGGUCAUGGGCUGCCUCCCAUGGUUCGCCCGGCGUGUAUUUUGUUUGCCGUCAUUUUCGGCUCCAUCUCACUGAUCAAGGCUACCGUACGAAAACCCUGGACCAUUUACCUUCCCUCAGGUCUUGCUGCGGCUGUCGGAAUGUACAACCUUCCUGAAUUUACAUUAGCACGAGUUGUCGGCGGUGUUCUAUCGUGGUGGUGGUUGCGAAGAUGUCGUGAGAGGCAGGAUCAAAAAGCGGAGGUAUUGAGCAUCAUCAUGGCGUCCGGAUUGGUUCUUGGCGAGGGUGUAUUUUCCAUCUUGAAUUUAGCGCUGGCCGCAGCAGGAUGUCCUCACCUUUAGCUGGGUCUCGCAGUUUAACAGGGUUCAGGCAAAGAACAAUGACCCGGAAUAUGAACUCUGACUUGCAUUUUGCUUAUGAUAUUCAAUGCCCCAUUAUGCUGAUGCUGCUAGCCAACAAAACAAAAGAAACCAAGACCUAGACCAAGAAGCAUACUUCUGAAAAUUCAACCUCCAAG